GACCAGUGAAGAGAUUCAGUGGAAGGCAAUCUAAGGAAUCUGACGCAUCUGCUGUAGUCUCUUCAGAAAAGCUUACUUUGGCCAAGCCGCUCUGCUGUUCUGUUUUAGGACCACUUGAAUUUCUCUACAGCUUAGCCCUCGGAAGUCAUAGUGUCGCCGGAUUCGCCAGUAUGAGCAAAUUUGACACCAACCCGUUCGAUGAGGGAGGCGAGAGCAGCAGCAACGCCGCUCCUGUUCCGAAGUCGGGACUUGGUUCUUUCUUCGACAAGGCUGGAGCGGCUGUUUCAUCCAUGGCGGCGUCCUUUGACAGCGUCGCCUUGACGCCAAAGGACAUCGUGGAGAAGGAGACGCAGCUGGCAGCGAGAGAACAAGAGCUCAAGCGAAGAGAGGAGGAGAUCACUCAACGCGAAGCAUCGCUGGGCAUUCAGCGCAACAACUUCCCGCCGUUCUUCCCCAUCAUCCAGCACGACAUCCCCACGGACAUCCCCGCGCACGUGCAGUACCUGCAAUACCCCGCCUUCCUCUCCUGGCUCGGCAUCAUGCUGUGCCUGGUGUUCAACUUCGUCGCCGUGCUCGUGUCUUGGAUCCUCGGCGCUGUCAGCUCCACCUCGGGCCUGGGCAAUUUCUUCCUGGCCAUCAUCUACGGCGUGCUGGGCAUCCCCCUCUCGUACAUCCUCUGGUACCGCCGCCUCUACAACUCUCUCAAAAAGGACAGUGCGCUGGGCUUUGGAAUUUUCUUCCUUGGGUUCCUGAUCCACUGUGGCUUCUGCAUCUUCGCGUCUGUGGCGCCGCCCAUCUUCUUCAGCGGCAUGGCCCUCACUGGAGUGCUCUCCACCAUCACUCUCUUCGGUGAUGGCUCCAUCACUACUGGGAUUUUCUUCGCGGUUGGUACAGCCCUGUUCAUUGGGGAGACCUGUCUCUCCAUAUACACCCUCGGACUGGUGUACGCAUACUUCCGGGGGGAGGGCAAGAGUACUCAGAUGCGGAGGGAAGCAGCAAUGGCUUCAGCGGGUAUAGGCAACACCAGCGUGUAAAAGCAGGCAACAUCCGUUCCAUAUCCAGUCUGGAGCACUGGCUGCUGCGCUGAGUGUGAAUCUGCAGCAUGUGGCAUAGAUACUUACAUUACAGUUUGAAGGAUGUAGGGAAGGUAGCAAGCUAUACUUAACUGGCAUUCAAGGUUGAUUUGAGACCAAAACAUGCAAGAGGGACA
Molecule: messenger RNA, 1210 nt
Organism: Closterium sp. NIES-67
Lineage: Eukaryota; Viridiplantae; Streptophyta; Zygnematophyceae; Desmidiales; Closteriaceae
Source: the annotation of a GenBank genome assembly